Molecule: messenger RNA, 1977 nt
Organism: Gopherus evgoodei (Goodes thornscrub tortoise)
Lineage: Eukaryota; Metazoa; Chordata; Testudines; Testudinidae
Gene: CEP57L1
Product: centrosomal protein 57 like 1
Exons: 11
Coding region: 338-1750 (470 amino acids)
Cellular component (GO): centrosome
Molecular function (GO): microtubule binding; identical protein binding; gamma-tubulin binding
Source: RefSeq, a predicted model, not a curated record
CAAGAUGUUUUAAAUACCCUCUGAAACAUGAACACUGACCGCUUUUUCUGGAAAAAAAAAUUUCUGUUUUGAAUAUCUUUUUCAAAUUGACUCUCUUCUGGGAUCUAACUUUAUUUAGGUAGAUGCUGCAGUUUGUUCUUGUUGUGGGUUGCUGCUGUUUCCUGUUAGAUGGUUCCUUUUGUGACUCCACCAAAUGAGUGGUGUAAAUUAUUUUGUCUAAACCGAAACCACAUUGAUGCUGUGUUGAGUAGACUUUGGAAUUGAUGCUGGAAGUGGUACAGCAAAUAAUCUUCCAUGGCAGACAAUACUCUUUCUGCAACUCCGGGAAGAAAAGACCAUGGGUUCUGAAUCAAAGCAAAGUUUCAUAGGAAGCUUUCUGCAGCCUCCAGAUAGAAUGUUUGUUCCUACCUUUGGUCAGAGCAAGUCAAAGAAGGUAACAGCUACCACUGGUGACAUGCUUCCUGCCUCAAACAGCCAAGCUCUGAUGUCAGCCCUCAAAACUCUUCAAGAAAAGAUCCGUCGUCUAGAGUUGGAGAGGUCGCAGGCUGAAGAUAACCUGAGCUGCCUUUCCAUUGAGGCUGCCCAGUAUAAAAAGACCUUGCAGCUUGAAACAAAUGUGAAAGAUAUAGCACAUGAGGAAUUGAUACAACAGAAAAAAGAUGUUAGUGUGCAGUUAAGUGCAGCACAAUCCCGCUGCUCCCUACUGGAGAAACAGCUGGAUUACAUGAGGAAAAUUGUUUUCAAUGCAGAGCUAGAAAAGAAUAUGGUUCUAGAGCAACAGACUCCGCUUCAAAAGGAAAAAGAUCAGAAUCAUAUGGAGCUCCAUGCAAAACUUGAAAAGCUUGAAAUCCUAGAAAAAGAGUGCUUCAGACUUAGCAAUACACAGAGAACUGCAGAAGACAAGAUCAAGCAACUGGAGGAAAAGCUUCGUGAAGAAGAGCAUCAGCGUAAGUUAAUACAAGAUAAAGCUGCUCAGCUUCAAACUGGACUUGAGAUCAAUAGAAUGUUAACGUCUUCAGUGUCCUCUCAAAACGAACCAACAAAGAAAAGCCGGAAAAAGAAAAUUGCAAAAAAAAAAUCUGCUCUGAAGAAAGUACAUCCUCCACAAUUUUGCCUAAAGGCUGGGAUGCUGCCUUUUGUGGCUGGGAAGUCUGCCAGCUCCAGCCAUUCUGUUAGUGCAAAUGUACAAAGUGUCUUACAUAUUAUGAAACAUCGUAGUCCAUGUGUCUUGUCACGGUGUGUAGAAGCAGAUGAACACAGGAUUUCUAGACGAACUACUGCUUGCAAAUCUGCAUCCUCUUGUUCCACAUCUUCUUCUGUCACUGAUAAUCUAUCUGACCUUUUGCUGGCGAUACAAGAUGAGCUAGGCCAAAUGAGCUUUGAACAUCAAGAACUCUUGAAGCAAAUACAAGAAACUCAAAACUGUGAAGUUCGUGAAGACCUAGAACGUGAAUUGGAUUGUCUUGUAAAGCAAAUGGAAAUUAAAGGGGAACAGAUAUCAAAGUUGAAAAAACACCAAGCUAGUGUCCACAAAUUAAAGCAAAAAGCUCAGAAAUUGAAGAGACAGUCAGCUCAUGUCCUACUAAAAUCUGAUGACCUAAAAGGAACAAGAGAGAUUCCAGUUACUCCAAGCAGAAGUGCAUCAAAAAACUGUCCUGUGCAGAAAAGCAAAAGCUCUCUUCAGCUGUUAAAAAAUGUGCAGAAACUUCAAUCAACGCUGAAAAAAGAUGAUAUCACGUGGGAACAAUAGUUUUACAUUUUAUCAUAUAGGUAGUGCCUCUUACUAAUAUGCCAAAAAAAAGUGUCUGACACUUCAUAGGUUUGGAUUUAACAAAUAUUAGACUGAAUUAAAAGUUUAAUAUUUCAUUUAUGCCAUGUCUACAUUUGCUAGUAAAUUUCAGUUGAAACUUUAGGUUUGGGUUGAACAAACUCACUUUCCCUGUAGAUAAACGUAUUUGUAAUAAAAUCUGUUUUAAC